AUGGUGUCACAUGCGCAGCUGGACGGACACAUCGCACAGCUGCAGGAGUGCAAGCCGCUCUCUGAAGCCGAGGUGAAGGCGCUGUGCGAGAAAGCGCGAGAGAUUCUCGUGGAGGAGAGCAAUGUGCAGCCUGUGCGUUGCCCGGUGACCAUUUGCGGGGACAUCCACGGGCAGUUUCACGAUCUCGCGGAACUCUUCCGCAUAGGCGGCAAGUCUCCCGACACGAAUUACCUCUUUAUGGGUGACUACGUAGACCGAGGCUACUACUCCGUUGAAACCGUGUCGCUGCUGGUGUCGCUGAAGGUGCGCCACCCUGACCGCAUCACCAUCCUGCGAGGCAACCACGAGAGCAGACAGAUCACUCAAGUGUAUGGUUUCUACGACGAGUGCCUACGCAAGUAUGGCAGCGCCAAUGUGUGGAAGAUGUUUACAGACCUCUUCGAUUACUUCCCCCUUACAGCGCUUGUGGAGUCGCAAAUCUUCUGUCUGCAUGGCGGUCUCUCCCCCUCCAUAGACUCUCUAGACCAUGUGCGCCAGCUCGACCGCAUCCAGGAGGUGCCGCAUGAGGGGCCCAUGUGCGACCUGCUCUGGUCUGACCCUGACGACCGCUGCGGCUGGGGUAUCUCCCCCCGUGGUGCUGGCUACACGUUUGGUCAGGAUAUCAGUGAACAGUUUAAUCAGAACAAUGGACUCAACCUUGUGGCACGUGCUCACCAGCUGGUGAUGGAAGGGUACAACUGGGCACAUGUAAGUUGA
Messenger RNA from Closterium sp. NIES-65, 756 nucleotides. NCBI's taxonomy places the organism in Eukaryota, Viridiplantae, Streptophyta, Zygnematophyceae, Desmidiales, Closteriaceae. The record is from the annotation of a GenBank genome assembly.